ACCCCGAGCCUGUGCGCGGCCGCCAACGGCUGCCUGCUGCUACGCAUGCGUGAUGGCGAGCAAUGCGCGUGCAUCCUAAGGGCGGUUUCCGUACCUUGACGUUCGGAUUCUCUGGACUGGAGAAGUGGAAAGAAAAGCCCUGAGGAUGCAGUACCCCUUUGCAGAGCAUAGCUGUUUGGACUGUAGGCACUUACCGAAGAAAUAAAUAUAAUUGCCUCCCUCCAAAUUUAUAUUGAUAUAAGAAGCAUAAGACCCUUGAAAAUGAAAAGAUAUAAUGGAUUCUGAAUUAAUGCAUAGUAUAGUUGGAAGCUAUCUUAAACCUCCAGAAAGUGUCUUUUUUCCAUCAUUCACCGAGAAUGAUGAGUCCUCUCAGAAUCACCACUCUGUGAACUUUGAAGUAACCUCUCCUAAAAUGCUUCAUAGUCCAAAUAGCCAAGCUCUUAUUUUAGCCUUAAAAACUCUCCAGGAAAAGAUUCAUCGUUUAGAGUUAGAGAGAACACAAGCUGAGGAUAACCUGAACAUUCUUUCCAGAGAAGCAGCACAAUAUAAAAAGGCCCUGGAGAUUGAAACAAAUGAGAGAAAUCUGGUACACCAAGAACUGAUAAAGCAGAAAAAAGAUAUAAGUAUACAAUUAAGCUCAGCCCAGUCUCGCUGUACUCUCCUAGAGAAGCAACUAGAAUAUACAAAGAGAAUGGUUCUCAAUGUAGAGCGAGAGAAGAAUAUUAUCCUAGAACAACAGGCCCAGCUUCAAAGGGAAAAAGAACAAGAUCAUAUGAAGCUGCAAGCAAAACUUGAAAAGCUUGAUGUCUUAGAAAAAGAAUGUUUUAAGCUUACAGCAACUCAAAAAACUGCUGAGGACAAGAUUAAACAUUUAGAGGAAAAACUUAAGGAAGAAGAACAUCACCGUAAGCUAUUUCAAGACAAAGCUUCUGAGCUUCAAACUGGACUUGAAAUCAAUAGAAUUUUAAUGUCUUCAGUAUCAAAUCCAAAAAGAUCUAAGGAAAAGAAGAAAUCUUCAAAGAAAACUAAAUGUUUAAAAAGAGAACCACCUCAGCAAAUUUAUUCAAAGUUCGAAUCACCACCCGUUGCAGCUGAGAAGAUGGUGCAACACUAUGGGCCACACAUUCUUCAGAAACCUGCUGAAGUUAUUGAGCGUAGGUGUCUCUACAAGCCUAGAACAACUUCCCAGUGUAAAGCUGUAGCUCCUGACUCAAAAAAAUCUAUUUCCAUUUGUGACAAUUUGUCUGAACUUUUGGUGGCAAUGCAAGAUGAGCUGGACCAAAUGAGCAUAGAGCACCAAGAACUACUGAAUCAAAUGAAGGAAGCUGAAAGCCAUUCAGUCUGUGAAGACUUAGAAUGUGAACUAGAACAUUUAGUAAAGAAAAUGAAAAUUAAAGAAGAACAAAUUUCCAAACUGUUGAAGCAUCAAGACAGUGUCCGUAAACUGCAGCAAAAAGUUCAAAACCCAAAGAUGAGUGAAGCUUCAGGUAUUCAGCGAGAAGAUAACAACCCUAAAGGAUCAAAGAACAUAAAAAAUAGCCCCAGAAAAUGUUUGCUAACUAACUCUCUUCAGAAGAACAGCAACUUUCAUCCAAUACGAGUCCAUAAUCUUCAAAUGAAAUUGAGAAGAGAUGAUAUCAUGUGGGAACAGUAACACGGUAGCAAAACUGUCACCUUAAAUGAACUUUGUCAAUGAGAUCUUGAAUGUCUAAAGUGGUUUUAAUUUAAUAUACCUUUAUGAAAUUUUGAAUUAUGUUUCUAGCCUCUAUAAAGUGUCAAGUUAUAGUAUUUUUUAAUGCCUGACCUCCUAAAAGUCCCAAAUAAUAAAUGAUUGCUUUUUUGUUUUUCUUAAUGACUAAAAUGCCUAAUCUCACCAUAUUUUAGCAACAUUGUUCACUUUUCAUAUAUCUUAAGCUAAAUCUAAGAAAUUAUACUGGAUCAAUGAUAUUUAAAAUUUAGUUAAAUUUGAAAUGCCAUUUGAAGUACCAGUUUACUUUUUCAUUUAGUAGGUUUGUAACCUUAAGAACCAGUAUAAAAUGAACAGAGUACGGAAGGUCUUAACCUUCCAAGUACUUCCUCUCUAUCUUGUUUUAGAGCUGUGAAGUGUUUUUUCGUUUUUUAGGGUUUUUUUGGAAAGGGAAAAACUUGGUGAGCAGGGCUUUAGCCCACAUUUCUAUGAGUUACAGAUAAGAACACACUUAAUUUUUAGAUGACAACUCAACUGCAGAAGCUUUCCUCUGCUACUCUUAUUCUCUUUUACAAAUCUAGUUUUAUGACUACAUCUUUUGAUGACUUAGUUUUUGCAUUUUAUAUAUAUAAGGAAGUAUAGGAAGAAGUUGGACAUUUCAUUACCUCUUCUAGCUAAAGUUUGGGGAAAUAUGGUACAUUCUUAUUUUUUUAUAUUUUUAAAUCUGUGCUGUAAUAAGAGAUUUCUUUGUGUGUAUAUGCUUUAUAAUGAAUUUGCACUUGUUGACCUAUCUUUCCAGAAGCCUAUGGAAACUAGUACAACUCUUCUGAACUUUUCUGGUUUCUCACUGAAAUCCUUUGGGACAACUAAAGAAUUGGAAUCAUCAACUUAAGUAAAAAUAAAUGACAGAAAAAGCGUAAUAGAAGGGAAGAACUCAAAAGAUAAGAUAGCAGUUUAAGAGGUGAUUCUAAAGGGACAGAGUUGAAGGUACAUCUUUACUGAAUCCACAGCUUAGGGAAUGUUCAUGCUAUAGAUGUAAAAGAAUUUUUGGUCAGAAUCUUGGGGAGCUAGGAAAAGCAAUUUUAAAAGACAGUCUUUUUGUCCUAGGAAAUUCCCCAAAAGUGUGUGUAGGAGAAAGGGAUAAUUGCGGUCCUUCUGGAGUGGGCAGGGAGCGAAGAGAACUAUGAUUCAUUCUCAGUGAGAGAAGAUGUGCCAUGUUAGAAGACCUUUCCAUACCUAAAGUGGGAAGAUGACUGAAAAUGGGCAGAUUGAUACUUGGAAUUGUUCUUGAAAAUAACUGAUGGCAGAGAUAUGUUUCUCUCCCUUUGGUUUAAACAGUACAGGUGUCCUUCAUCCAAUUUCACUCCCUCUGUAUCAGCUCCAUCAGCCCCAGAGAUGGUCCACAGAGUGCCUCCUCUAAACUCUGUUUCAUCACCUUUCCUAUUUUUCUAUGUUGCCUUUCAUUGUCAAGAAUGUGAGUUAUAUAGUUUAUACUUAGGGAAAAAAAAAAAAACUUCACCAGAAUCAUAAUGCAGCCCUAUCUUUCUGUGCUUCAUUUUCUAUGCAUUUAAGAAGAUGGCUGAAUAUAUUUAGCUUAUUAGUAGUGAAGUCAUUACUUAUAAAAAUGUAUUUCUAAAACAAAAUACCAUAAAAAAUUAAAGUAAUUUUAGGAACACUUGAAGAUUUAGAUGAAGAAUUUAGAAUUUUCUUGAAAAAUCAGUGUAUUGUACAGGAUUUCAGAGUUGGGAGACUUGAGUUCAAAUUGUGACUCUAACACUUAGUAGCUUAGGCAAUUAAAUAACUUUUCGGAGCCUCCAUUUCUCAUUUCUAAAGUGGAGAUUAUAUUAUUACCUACCUCACAGGGUUGUUGUGAGGAGUAAAUGAAAUAGCAUGUUAAAGCACAUAGCAGAAAGGUUGGCAUUGAGUAAAAAUAAAUGUUAAAUCUGAGUGGCAAAAAAAAUUGUCAAAAACCUAAGUUUAUGUGACUUAAAGCCUGAAAGCAAAAGCCAAAAUGUAUUCGUCAUAAAAGUGGGAAUAUUCUAAUUAACUUGUUUUUUUGAGAGGGGAGACUUGCUUGUUCAUUUUUUAUUGUUCUGUGUGACUGUGGGGAGAUUCACUUUGACUUUUCCCUAGGUCAGGUUUCUAGCAGGAGCGGGUAAAGAAUACAGUGCUGCCGUGGUGCAGAAAUACAUAAUCACACACAA
Messenger RNA from Pteropus alecto (black flying fox), 3891 nucleotides. It is a transcript of the gene CEP57L1, whose product is annotated as centrosomal protein 57 like 1. The transcript is spliced from 12 exons. Bases 275 to 1654 code for a protein of 459 amino acids. Gene Ontology annotation, cellular component: centrosome. NCBI's taxonomy places the organism in Eukaryota, Metazoa, Chordata, Mammalia, Chiroptera, Pteropodidae. Gene Ontology annotation, molecular function: identical protein binding; gamma-tubulin binding; microtubule binding. The record is from RefSeq and is a predicted model, not a curated record.